AUGGCCUCGAGAUCGGGUGUCGGCGGUGGAGGGGCGGACGGGGGCGUCGGGGAUGGACCGACGAUGCUGGAUGAGCUGUACCACAUCAACGUCGUGCCGGCCGAGCUGCACUUCAAGUUUCGCAAGGAGCUCCAGGGCCUCCGCAUCGGCGUCAACUUCGAGUUCUACAAUCUAGAGGUGAAUGAUUUUGAGGCAAAGGUAGUUCUGAAGCCCCUGGACUUCGACCGGAAGUGGCAGUUCCAGUACAAGCCCAUCAGCGGUGACAUACAACUGCUUUCCAAGAAGUUUGCAGUUACAAAGUACGUGAACCUUCAGGGUCAGAUGAUCUGCAGGCAGUUUAUCCUGUAA
Molecule: messenger RNA, 348 nt
Organism: Hordeum vulgare subsp. vulgare (domesticated barley)
Lineage: Eukaryota; Viridiplantae; Streptophyta; Magnoliopsida; Poales; Poaceae
Exons: 3
Coding region: 1-348 (115 amino acids)
Source: RefSeq, a predicted model, not a curated record